Guyanagaster necrorhizus is the source of this 1332-nucleotide messenger RNA. Its product is annotated as FAD/NAD(P)-binding domain-containing protein. Gene Ontology annotation, biological process: secondary metabolite biosynthetic process. Bases 1 to 1332 code for a protein of 443 amino acids. Gene Ontology annotation, molecular function: FAD binding. NCBI's taxonomy places the organism in Eukaryota, Fungi, Basidiomycota, Agaricomycetes, Agaricales, Physalacriaceae. The transcript has 11 exons. The record is from RefSeq and is a predicted model, not a curated record.
AUGAACCAACCACGACUCCGGGUAGCUAUUUGCGGCGCAGGUAUAGGCGGAUUGACAUGCGCGUUAGCCCUUGCAAAAUACUCGGACGUACAAGUCGACGUCUACGAAUCUGCAUCUCAACUGGCUGAAGUGGGAGCUGGGAUUGGAAUUUUCCCUCGACCGUGGAAGGUCAUUAAGGCACUCGGCAUUGACCAGGAACUACUGAAGCGAACGGAAUCAGAAGUGAAAGAUGGGCCAGUACGAGCUUUCAGAUACCGAAAGAGCGACCAACUAAAGGGAGUAGAUUUCUAUACGCUUGUGACCCAUGGUACUUUGAUCACUAUCCACCGAGCCGAUUUCCAGCAGGUUCUUGUCAGCCACCUCCCACCGUCCACGAGGAUGUUCUUCAAAAAGCGUAUACGGACCUAUACACAGGAUCUUACUGGCCCCGUUGAACUUCUUUUCGAGGACGGAAGCAAAGCGACUUGUGACCUACUCAUUGGCGCUGAUGGCCUAAAAUCUUCCGUGAGAGCAACCUUGCUGAACGAAAGAUCCCGCUGGGCCCAAGCGGAAGGUCGGCCGAGUGAAGCUGCCCGAGCACUGGACGCCAUUCAUCCAUCCUGGAGUGGGCAGGUCGCGUACCGUGCUCUCAUUCCUUCUGCAAAGCUUCGAGCCUGUAAUCCAAGCCACAGUGUCCUAACAACGCCCAUGCAAUAUCUAGGCAAGAACGGCUUCGUCAUCGCAUACCCAAUUUCUCAGGGUAGAGCAAUCAAUUUCGUAGCCUUCGUAAUGAGGCAUGACUUGGAAGGCACCAAGUUCAACGGACCAUGGAUGAGCGCCACUGAUGUGUCGGCAUUCGCGUCAAACUUCCAGACCUGGGAACCUGAGGUUCUCAUGUUGAUUUCUUGUGUUGACAGACCCCUUCAGUGGGCCGUACAUACAGUCAAACCGAUGAAGUCUUUCGUCUCAGGCAGAGUCGCCCUCUUGGGUGAUGCGGCACAUGCAAUGUGUCCCCAUCAGGGAUCAGGAGCCGGCCAAGCUAUUGAAGAUGCCUACAUCCUUGCUACUGUCCUGAGACAUCGGGGCACGCACAGGGGAAACAUCGAGCGGGCCCUGCAAGUUUACGAUAACGUUAGACGCCCCCUUGCUCUCCAGGUGCAAGAACGGUCGCGGUUAAACGGUCGUUACUUCACUUUUGCUGACGACAUUGAUUGGGAGCGGCUAUCAGACAGUCAAUUAUGGGAGAAGCUUCAACAUUUGGGUAAUAGGUUUACACGAAACUGGGAGUGGGCCUGGACAACUUCAAUCGAUGGGUCAGUACAGGAGGCGCUUAGCCUGCUUGAAUCGCGGUAG